Molecule: messenger RNA, 333 nt
Organism: Cooperia oncophora
Lineage: Eukaryota; Metazoa; Nematoda; Chromadorea; Rhabditida; Trichostrongylidae
Source: the annotation of a GenBank genome assembly
AUGGCUUUGGUGGCCAGCUGCAUGGUAGACGCUGCAAUUCGCUGCAAAGAGAAGGAUGCGUACAUUUUGGAGCAGAUCUUGCGCCAUCUGUCUUUACAUGAACACGAAGCCGAUCAGAAAGCGAAGUUGAGAUCAGUGAUCCGCCUAGCCAGAUUUGGUGCUGAGCACGAUCAUCUCGCCAGCUUGAAGAUCAUCACCACUGUCAAAAAGCUUGUUUCUAGUCUACACAAGAACGAUCAGGUUAGUCUUUCGUGUGAAAGGAGCCAUCUAGUUUGGCAGGAGCAAUCAAAGGCAGGGACUGAGCAGAGUGUGUGGCCGGAACAGUAUGCCUAG